AAGGGGCUGUUUCCUGCGGCUCACAUGUACACAGUAUCAAACUAGACGAUGGCUUCCUCAAAGAGCAAUGAUUCCACAAACAGUGGCCUUCAAGACACAAAUUCAGACACCAACGACGAGGAAAGAGACGACCUGUGUCCCGGUUUUAAAGAUGUGGACGCCUUUGUUAAAUAUGGAUUUGGUGCUGUGUUAUCCGCCACCAAAGCAUCCGCCGCCUUGCCUCAAGCAGGGGAUGAAUAUGAUUUCUAUAGGAGCUUCCCGGGAUUCCAGGAGUUCUGUGAAAGUCAAGGAGAUAAGCUCUUGCACUGCAUGAGUCAGUUAAUGCAGCACCACGGCUGCAGAUCUCACAUGAGGGACCGGAACAAGCUGACAGGGCUGGAGGAGAGGUUUGACUUGGUUGUUGACUCGAACGACGUCAUCCUCGAGAGAGUGGGGAUUCUUCUUGAUGAAGCUGACGGGGUGAACCGGAGCCAGCAGCCUGUCAUGCCUGCAGGGUUUCAGCCUCCCAAGAUUGUCGUUUCCAGCUGGAAUCGCAAGGGUUCAGGCUCUGGCAGUCGUUCUGAGAUGUUCCGACUGCUCCACGCCAAGAAUGUUGCGCGGCCGCAGCUGAAAUUCAAGGAAAAGGUCGACAACAGCAACACACCAUUUAUCCCCAAGAUCUUCAUCAAGCCCAAUGCCAUAAAGCCUCUUCCUUCUUAUUUCACCAACAAACAGAUCCGUAAGGAAAGACCUGAGGACCUUGAUGUACCAGCUGCCUUGGCUGAUUUCAUUCACCAGCAGAGAACGCAGGAACAUGUAGAAGACAUGUUUGCACACCCAUACCAAUAUGAAUUGGAUCACCUUACAAUACCAGAAAUGCUUCUGUCUAAGCCAGAACCACAGAUGUACAAACCAAUGGCAGAGACCAACCUGUCCUUCAUUGAUGCACUAGAGGAUCUGGUAGCUCUGAAUGAGAAGCUGUGCAAAUUGUCUGAAUUUGCAGUGGACCUUGAGCACCAUUCCUACAGGAGUUUCCUCGGACUCACCUGUCUGAUGCAGAUCUCCACCAGAGAAGAGGACUUCAUUAUCGACACCUUAGAGCUACGCAACGAGAUGUACGUCCUGAAUGAGGCGUUCACUGACCCGUCUAUUGUCAAGGUAUUUCACGGCUCCGACUCUGACAUCGAGUGGCUCCAGAGGGACUUCGGCUUGUAUGUCGUCAACCUUUUUGACACACACCAGGCCAGCCGAGCUCUGAACCUGGCCAGACAUUCCCUCGACCACCUGCUCAAACACUUCUGCAACGUGGACUCGGACAAACGCUACCAGCUGGCUGACUGGAGGAUUCGCCCCUUGCCUGAUGAGAUGGUGCAGUAUGCCCGCACAGACACCCACUACCUCCUUUACAUCUACGACUGUGUGAGGGUGCAGCUGUUGGACUUUAACCACGGGCAGCCUGGCCUGCUGCAGAAUGUCUGGAACAAGAGCAAAGACAUUUCCCUGAAGAAAUAUGUGAAGCCCAUAUACACAGAGGAGUCCUAUUUGGAGCUGCAGAGGAAGCAGAAAAGGUCUUUUAACACCCAGCAGCUCACUGCCUUCAGACUGCUGUUUGCCUGGAGGGACAAGCUGGCCAGGCAGGAAGAUGAAAGCACCGGAUAUGUCCUGCCUACGCAUAUGAUGAUCAAGAUAUCUGAGGAGCUGCCAAAAGAGCCCCAGGGCAUCAUUGCCUGCUGUAACCCUGUACCCCCGCUUGUGAGGCAGCAGGUCAAUGAGCUCCAUUUGUUAGUGCAGCAAGCGAGAGAAAUGCCUCUCCUUAAGGCUGAGAUUGCAGCACAAAAGAAGAAGGGACUCACACCCAUAAAAAAGCUGGAGGUCACCUUGUUUGGUCCACAUGAUACAUCCAGGGUGUCUGAGAGCGAUCUCCCGCCCAUUUCUCCUGACGAGCUGCCUGUUAAACAAGGGAUCCUCUUCUCAGAUGAGGAUCACAAAAUGGACGUUGAUGUACAGAAAGCAAGUGCUAUCACGGCAUCAGCUAAAAUCACACUGUUUGAGGAGACAGAAACACAGACUGACCAAGAGUCCCUCAAUGUGGCUCAAAUGAAAGCCAGGCGUAUCAUUGAGUCUUUUGAAAACCCUUUCAGAAUGUAUUUACCCUCCAGCGAUGUGCACGUUAACAAGAAUGCCAAGUUUGACCCAUCUUCAAAAAUAUUUGAGAUUAGUAAAAGAUGGAAACUGCAGAGUAUUGAGCAGCAACAGAAGGAGCUGGAGGCCAAGAGGAAAGCAAAGGAAGAAGCAAAGGAACACAAAAAGAAAGUGGCAGAGGAAAGAAACAAGGUGAAACAGAGCUACCAGGAGUCUCUCCAGAACGUUGCCACUGUCCGCCAGCAAGCAGCGGAAGCUGCAAAAGGCGGCGGAAAGAAAAGAGAGAGGGCCGCCAGUGAGGUUGGAGAGUCGACUCCCAAACCGAGUAAGAAGCUGAUGAAAUCUGCAGAGACGCCCCAGAAGACAGAACCGCCUCCUCAAGAGACCUUCAAGCCGUUUGACUACACUCAGACAGACCUCAAAGUCUUUGCUGGUACCAAACCAAAGGACAACACACAGUUUGAUCCAAACCGGCAGGCCCAUGAUUUUAAGAAAAAGAAAACUCCCAAGGGACAAAAAUCUAAUUUUGGAGCUGGAAACCGAAGUAUGUCGUACAUGUCUGGAAAAUCCGAUAGAGGAUUCCGGCAUAACUGGCCCAAAAGAUAAACUCUCUUUAAUGGCGUUUUCUUUAUUAUUUUAACACUUUUUUUUUUCAUCCUGCAGAAACAAUGUUACCAAUUUUUUCAUCCAUACAAGUGAAAUUCAGUAUUUCAAUAUUUAAUGAAUUUCAAUGUGUAUUUUUUUCCAUCUGUGGUACAGUUUACCCUGUAAAUAUGUGGAAGCACAGACCUCUUUAUUAAAGGUGAUUUUAGAGGAAAA
Messenger RNA from Micropterus salmoides (largemouth bass), 2940 nucleotides. RefSeq names its product exosome component 10 (gene exosc10). The transcript is spliced from 25 exons. Bases 49 to 2727 code for a protein of 892 amino acids. Gene Ontology annotation, cellular component: nuclear exosome (RNase complex); nucleolus. Gene Ontology annotation, biological process: nuclear polyadenylation-dependent snRNA catabolic process; exonucleolytic trimming to generate mature 3'-end of 5.8S rRNA from tricistronic rRNA transcript (SSU-rRNA, 5.8S rRNA, LSU-rRNA); histone mRNA catabolic process. Lineage: Eukaryota; Metazoa; Chordata; Actinopteri; Centrarchiformes; Centrarchidae. Gene Ontology annotation, molecular function: nucleic acid binding; 3'-5'-RNA exonuclease activity; nucleotide binding. The record is from RefSeq and is a predicted model, not a curated record.